AUGGGUGGUGGCUGGCUGCUGUCGGCAAUAGAGAGAGCAAAAAUCUCCAAAACAUUUGUGUUUCAAGUUCAUGCUUACAGAAAGGCUGAAGGGGAUACUAAAGAAGAUAAAGCCAUGGUGAAGGAUGAGCCACAGAGAAGAUCUGCAAGGUUGUCUGCUAAACUUGCUCCUCCAAAGCCAGAGCCCAAGCCUAAAAAGGCCCCUGCAAAGAAGAAAGAGAAGGUCCCCACGGGGAGGAAGGUGAAGGCCAAUGCCAGGGAGGAUGCAAAUAAUCCUGCAGAAAAUGGAGACAUCAAAACAGACCAGGCACAAAAAGCUGAAGGUGCUGGAGAUGCCAAGUGAGAUGUGUGCAUUUUUGAUAACUGUGUACU
This is a messenger RNA of Onychomys torridus (southern grasshopper mouse), 371 nucleotides long. Its product is annotated as non-histone chromosomal protein HMG-17-like. The transcript has 2 exons. Gene Ontology annotation, cellular component: chromatin; nucleus. Gene Ontology annotation, molecular function: nucleosomal DNA binding. Gene Ontology annotation, biological process: chromatin organization. NCBI's taxonomy places the organism in Eukaryota, Metazoa, Chordata, Mammalia, Rodentia, Cricetidae. The record is from RefSeq and is a predicted model, not a curated record. The coding region runs from base 1 to 342 and encodes 113 amino acids.